AUGUCCAAAAAGGAGCAGUUCAUCGCCAAGGAAGUGGAGCCUAUACAGCAGGAUCUAGCACUUGAAUAUUCUUUGGAAAUGGGUUUCGACCUGAUGGAACACAGCGCUUCAUUACUCCAAGACGAGCUGAAUGACAUCACAUCAAUACCGUGGAAUGAAGAAUUCGAUCCAGAUGAAUACCUUGAGGCUGAUUCCACACUAAGGCCAUUCAUGAUGGGGACGAGCUGGAAAUGGAAAAUUCGGAUCUCACAUUUAGAUCAGAAGAUGCAAAUGACAUUCAUCAUGACAGUCCACUGGCACCCAGGGCCCAAGAAUAAUGAGGCAGUCGUUCACAAUGUGCGGAGGUAUCUUGUCAUGCAGAAGCUGGGCACCAUCACUCCAAGUGCCAUGUGUCGUCAUGUUAACAAAGUCAUUGCACUCACACUUGGCUUAACCGGUCCGAAUAGCCACAUCAGUGAAUGUACUGCGGAAACCUGGCUGAAGAAACUUGGAUACACUUGCAAGAGUGUCUGGAAAGGCAUAUACCAUGAUGGACAUGAACGUGAUGAUGUUGUGGAGGCAUGGAAAAUAUUCCUUGAGAAGAUCACCAGAUUGAUGGCCAAAUAUGACAAUCAAACUCUCAUACCCAUCCCACCAUCCCUCACCCCUGAUGAGCAAGAGCAUGUCCUCGUUACCCAGGAUGAGUCAAUUUUUCAUACAAAUGAACACCAACGUCGCUCUUGGCUUUGCAGUGAUGACCAGGCUUUGAAAAGGAAGGGGAAUGGUCGAAAAAACCACAAAGCAAAUUGGGAUCUUCCUCAGCUUCAGACCCAAAUGGUUGACACCAUCAACAUCUUUGAGUUCUUGCACCCAAAUAAGGUUGCUGUAUUCAUUUUCGACUGCUCUUCUGCCCACAAAGGUCUCGCUGCGAAUGCAUUGAAUGUGAACAACAUGAACGUGAAAGGUGGCAGUAAGCAAAGUCACCUACAUGAUACCAUCAUCCCCCUCAACAAUCCACCUCCGAAACCUGGUCAACCGGACACACGUGGAAUGCCACGACAAAUGGUAUACCUGGCAACACACCCCGACCCCAAGUUGGCUGGGAAACCAAAGGGAAUGAAAGCUGUUCUUCAAGAACAGCAAUCUGUUUGGGACACGCUGAUGGAAUGGCACAAAGGGAAGGUGGUUGGGAAGUGUCAGCGCUGCCAGAAGUCACAGGCAAAAAGGGAUGCAGAACAGAGAUUCACAUUAGCAGAGGCACUUGGACAAGAAGCACCCGAAACAGGCGAGCUGCAGGCAGAGGAGGACAAGCCAGAAACAGACUUGGACGACAAUUGGUGCUGCAUUAAAGGACUCGACGCACAACAAGCAGCCUUCGCGGUUAAGAAGUACCACUCCCACCAUUGUGUUGGGCUUGCAACGGAGAUUUUGACUGCACUGGAUGCUGAAACUGCGAGCAGAUGGCUUCUGUAG
Suillus paluster is the source of this 1452-nucleotide messenger RNA. RefSeq lists its product as uncharacterized. The transcript has 6 exons. The record is from RefSeq and is a predicted model, not a curated record. The coding region runs from base 1 to 1452 and encodes 483 amino acids. NCBI's taxonomy places the organism in Eukaryota, Fungi, Basidiomycota, Agaricomycetes, Boletales, Suillaceae.